UUUUGUCCAGCAAACCUCAGAGUCUACAAAAAUGACCAGAAGACCAACUCCAGUAAUGACCAGUUUGACUCGAGCUUCUAUCUCCCCCAGUCUGAAAGCAACACCUGCACCCUCAGACUGGGUCACUUAUGGUGUUUUAGCUGGUAUAAGUCUGCUGGUCAUCAUUAUCAUUGCCAGUUUGUACUACUGGUGGCAAACUAGAAAGAGGAGAAGGCGGAAAUCAGCAGAAAACAGAAUUAUAGAAGCUCUAGAAAGACUGGGUCAAAGCAACCCAACCCUUCCAUCUGAGCACGAAGCGAGCUCAUCCAGCCAUGUUAACAUUAAUGACCCAGCGCCUGGUCCAAGCGAACGAAUCCCUGGCAUUGCAGACGGUUGGGAGAUCCCGGAGACUAACAUCCACCUUCAGACUGAGCUGGGGAGUGGACAGUUUGGUAAGGUGUACAAAGGGGAGGCCUACGGGAUCGACCGACAACAGGAGUGGAGGACAGUGGCCAUAAAGACACUUAGAACAGAAGACCAGAAAGCCCAGGAUGACUUUGUGAAGGAGCAGAGAGUGAUGAGUAAACUGCAGCAUGGCCAGCUGGUCAGGAUGCUGGGAUGCUGCACUACAUCAGAUCCCUUGCUUCUUAUCAUGGAGUACAUGGAAAACGGUGACCUUGCCAAGUUCCUGAGGAAAAACCAUGAUGAUUUCCAUAGUGAUGGGCCCUGCCCUGGUAACCAUGGAGGCCAGCUGUGCCUCACCCCCAAACGACUGGCUACAUUUGCAAAUGACACGGCCAGGGGAAUGGGUUACUUGGAAAGCAAAAACAUUGUUCAUCGGGACCUUGCAGCUCGUAACAUCCUGUUGAACAAAGACUACAUGUGUAAAGUCAGUGACUUUGGGCUUGCCAGGGCCAUUUAUGAUGCUGAAUCUUACAUGAUUCAGGAUAGGAGCCGACCUCUGCCAGUGUUCUGGAUGUCUUUAGAAUCCCUGUAUGAAGGAGAGUUUACCACCAAGAGUGACGUGUGGGCAUUCGGCGUAGUGCUGUGGGAACUAGCAACACUGGGAGGACGACCCUACCCUGGUAUGGAUAUGAUGCAAGUCCAGCGAGAACUGAGAAGAGGCUACCGCAUGCCCAAACCAAGGAACUGUACUGAGGAGAUGUACGUGUUGAUGCGGUGGUGUUGGGAGAGAAACCCCGACCGUCGCCCCUCCUUCCGCCAGCUGGUCGCUGAGACAAACAAACUGAAACAAGACAGGCCCAGGCCCAGUGUAUUUCUGAGGUGA
Branchiostoma belcheri (Belcher's lancelet) is the source of this 1267-nucleotide messenger RNA. Its product is annotated as tyrosine kinase receptor Cad96Ca-like. The transcript is spliced from 11 exons. The record is from RefSeq and is a predicted model, not a curated record. Gene Ontology annotation, biological process: protein phosphorylation; cell surface receptor protein tyrosine kinase signaling pathway; multicellular organism development. The coding region runs from base 32 to 1267 and encodes 411 amino acids. Gene Ontology annotation, cellular component: signaling receptor complex. NCBI's taxonomy places the organism in Eukaryota, Metazoa, Chordata, Leptocardii, Amphioxiformes, Branchiostomatidae. Gene Ontology annotation, molecular function: transmembrane receptor protein tyrosine kinase activity; ATP binding.